CGAGUGCGCCGGGCUCAUGCAAUAAUUUCUGGACGGAUCAUAUAGAGGCGACUGCCACGUACCAAUGUUGGUGCUCUUCUCAUCGAAUAAGCCACGAGACGCCACAGGCAGCAAUUACCACCACAAGGAAGGAAACAAUGGCCUCUCCUCAGCUCCGACGAGUCCCAGUCUUCCUCACCCUCAUGUUCUUCUACAUCACCUUCGCUCCCUCUACAUCCUGGCUGGUCGACGCCGGCGAGGACCCAGUCCCCGCGGUGUGGCCGGAGCAGUUCCAUGCCCUGAUGUUCAUGAACUCCAGCGGCAACCUGUCCCUGAUCGACCUCUGGUACGACUGGCCCAACGGCCGCAACUUCAACAUCAUCCGCGACCAGCUCUCGACCUCCCUCUACUACGACCUCGAGUGGAACAACGGCACCUCCUUCUUCUACAGGCUCGACCCCGCCUCUGAGCAGUGCCGCUCCGUGCAGCUCGAGGUGGGCAUCCUCCGCCCCAACUGGCUCGACGGCGCCACGUACCUUGGCCAGCGCCGAGCGAACGGCUUCCUCUGCAAUGUCUGGGAGAAGGUUGACUUCAUCUGGUACUACGAAGAUGUCGCUACCAAACGCCCCGUUCAGUGGGUCUUCUACACAGGGAGAGAAGCCAAUGUGAUGACAUACGAAGUGGGAGCUGUUCUCGAGGAUGCUAAAUGGCAAGCCCCAUCUUAUUGUUUCUCAAAGAAAGAAGCUAUCAAUGGACAGAACCCCGAACUCGCCAUAACCGGGCGGUUCUGGGAGGAGUCUACUCGAAGGAGUGCUGAGAGGUUUUUCCUUUGCUGUGGAAUUGCUCUCUUCAAUUUAUCAGUGGAAGCCUUAUGAGAAGUUAUUGCUGCUUUAGGACAUUUAGUAAAAACAGCAAAUGUGAAGAAGGAAACUAGUCAGUUGUCUGUCUCUAUUCUGAGGAGUUGCAAGAAGAUGUCGAAGAGAGCACUCAUGUAACAGUACGAAGCUUCACCAUACUGGAAGUUCCUCUUCUGCUAUCAUCAAGUCAUCCCUGCUUUCAUGAUCGAUCAACGCAGUGUAAUACUGCUACAGUGCUACUGCAUAUGCAUCAGGUUUUUUGGGUUUAAUUAUUUUAUUUCCUUCUUGUCUUUAUUUUUGGUCGAAGCAGAAGUUACCUUGUGGCCCUGAUACUAAUUUAUGUAUUAAGAAAGAUCAUAAAUAGCCAUGGAAGGAAAAUCAGCCACUUCCACCACCCCAGAGAAGCAAUGGCAUUUCCUUGAAUUACAUCAGUCCUUGUCUUCCUCCUCGUCUUAAUUUAUAUUUACUUCCACUUCCCU
Molecule: messenger RNA, 1315 nt
Organism: Punica granatum (pomegranate)
Lineage: Eukaryota; Viridiplantae; Streptophyta; Magnoliopsida; Myrtales; Lythraceae
Source: RefSeq, a predicted model, not a curated record